AUGAUAAAAAAAGAGUUUUUAGUUAAAAUAUUGCAUUUUAAAGCCAAAAUUCUAAUUAACUUAUUCCUAAUCAUGUUAUUUUAUUCUUAUCUAAGCAAAAAAGGAAAAGUAACCAAGACGUUAUCAGUCUUAGUGGAAGGAAUUGAUAAUAAUUUCAGGUAAGGAUCUAAAUAAUAUUUCACUGUUUUGUUGAUUAAAAAAACCUUAUUCAUAAUAAAUUUAGUUUUACUUUAAGGCCUUUUUGCUGCUUAGAGUCUAACUACAGGUUGUUUAUCAGGAGUAUUUGCUUGUUAUAUUGCAAUUUAUAAACCUUUGAAAAACAAUUAUGAAAAUAUGAAAAUAGUUAGCACAGAACUUCUGAUCUUGCUUAAUGUUAUACUCUUUUCUGUUUAUGACAUUAUCAAAUUUAAUUAAGACAAAAAUUUAGCCGAACUUUUAGGUUGGAUUAAUGUAGGGGGUUUUACAUUAAUUCUUAUUUUCACUUUAGCGAUUGAUAUUUAUAAACAAUUAUAAAACUAAUAUUAAAAGGAUAAAAAAGUGUUUUGA
Molecule: messenger RNA, 546 nt
Organism: Paramecium octaurelia
Lineage: Eukaryota; Ciliophora; Oligohymenophorea; Peniculida; Parameciidae
Source: the annotation of a GenBank genome assembly